UCGUCGUCUGAAAUGUGUAACAUGUUAGAGAAGGCAAACCUCGAAAUCCGUGGCUUCCAAAAAGAAGUUGUCAGAAAGUCGUUUCAGAAGCCUGGAAGAGCCAAAUCGGAUUUUGAGACGGUGUACAAUUAUCAAAAAGUUGUUAACUGUUCUGUGGGAGCCAUUCAAAAGACGGGAGUGGAAUUGAACUCAUCUUUACCAGGUGCUUUCGGAAAAGAAAUGUCUCGCUGGGUAACAAAGGAAGUGAAAGACAGGCAUUUCGGCAGUAAUGGGAAGUGUACAAUGGGACUGGAAGUUGAUUUUAGGGGAGGCAAGGGCUGCGUUGUGAGACGCAAGAGCAAGAAUGUGAAGAAAAGGAUCCGUCGACUCGUUGGCUUCAGUAUUAGAGCAUCCAUAAGACUCAAGCUCCAGGGUGUAGUUUUCAGAGUUCCUCGUUUAAACUAUACCGGUAUCCCCUUCUUGUAACGCACAAACAAUUCAAAACCUUUUAACCGAUGGCUUG
Messenger RNA from Pocillopora damicornis (cauliflower coral), 502 nucleotides. RefSeq lists its product as uncharacterized. NCBI's taxonomy places the organism in Eukaryota, Metazoa, Cnidaria, Anthozoa, Scleractinia, Pocilloporidae. The record is from RefSeq and is a predicted model, not a curated record.